Molecule: messenger RNA, 1485 nt
Organism: Rattus norvegicus (Norway rat)
Lineage: Eukaryota; Metazoa; Chordata; Mammalia; Rodentia; Muridae
Gene: Pdf
Product: peptide deformylase (mitochondrial)
Exons: 2
Coding region: 17-712 (231 amino acids)
Biological process (GO): positive regulation of cell population proliferation; post-translational protein modification
Cellular component (GO): mitochondrion
Molecular function (GO): peptide deformylase activity
Source: RefSeq, marked validated
GGCGUUUUCCUGCACCAUGGCGCUGCUGGGCAGGCUGCUGUUGCCAGCGUGGGUCACUCUGAGCCGGGGGCAGAGUUGCAGCUCAUCGGCCAGUCUAGAGGGCGCCGCGCGCACGCGCUCCUACUGGCGGUACUUGAGGCGCCUUGUGCGGGGAGCGCCGCAGCCGCCAUAUACACGCGUGUGCCAGGUAGGGGAUCCGGUGCUGCGCACCGUGGCGGCCCCUGUGGAACCCAAGCAGCUGGCGGGGCCGGAGCUGCAGCGGCUGGUGGAGCAGCUGGUGCAGGUCAUGCGACGGCGUGGCUGUGUGGGCCUGAGUGCGCCUCAACUGGGAGUGCCGCUGCAAGUGCUGGUGCUCGAGUUCCCGGACAGGCUCUUCCGUGCCUUCUCACCACGCCUGCGCGAGCUGCGUCAGAUGGAACCCUUUCCGCUUCGUGUGCUGGUGAACCCCAGCCUGAGGGUGCUGGACAGCCGCUUAGUCACCUUCCCCGAGGGCUGCGAGAGUGUCGCCGGCUUUCUGGCGUGUGUGCCUCGUUUCCAGGCAGUGCAGAUCUCAGGACUGGACCCAAAAGGAGAGCCAGUGGUGUGGUCAGCAAGUGGUUGGACAGCCCGAAUCAUCCAGCAUGAGAUGGAUCACUUGCAUGGAUGCUUGUUCAUCGACAAGAUGGACAGUGGGACAUUUACCAAUCUUCACUGGAUGGAGGUGAAUGACUGAAGCUCUUCUUGAAUUGGAAUCUGGAAACCCAGCAUCCAGGCCAAGGUGGUCACAUCUUGUGCUUCAGCUGGGAACUGGCUCCAGUCUGACAGUAAACAGUGGACUGACUGCUGGUGUGUGCUGGACUGAGAUAAGUGAUAGAAAUUCUUGCCCUAAAAUCAGAUCUGACGGAAUGAUUACAGCACGAGUACAGAUAGCCCCUUGAAGGAGGCGCAGCUACUUCCUCACAGUUUCCCACGGAGAGAAGUGGGCAGGUAAACAUUCUCGGUGCAAAUGACUUCGUGAGACAACACAUUCUACCCCCACAGCCAAUGCUUGAUAAGAAGGUAGUCCAGAUAUCUGAAAGUUCUGUUUUGUUUUUUGGGACAGGGUUUCUCUGUGUAACCUUUGCUGUCCUAGAACUCACUGUGUAGACCAGGUUGGCCUUGAACUCAAAAGAUUUAACUGCCUCUGCAUUCCUGAGUGUUGGGACUGAGGUGUGUGGGACUGAGGUGUGUCGAACUGUUGCAAGACUGGAAGGCUGUUUUAAAGUGUGGUGGCACAUCUUUAACUCCAGUCCUCUGUGCGCGGAGAGGCUGAUGAUUGAGGAUAGCUAGGCACUUAGGCUAGAGUAUUUGCUCUUGCAAAUCACUAGAGUUGAAUUCUGAGUGUUUACAUCAGACAGCUCACUGCACCUGUAACUCCAGCUCCAGGGAGUUGAGUGCCUCCUCCUGGCCUCCGCAGGCACUGUUCCCUGCACAGAGAUAUAAUUAAAAUCUAAAGAACAAAGCGUC